GUUUCAAAAAUAAUUCAACAGCAAAUGAUUAUCCAUUCAUUUGCGCCAACCUAAUUCUUUCACCUACACUCGGUGUUGGAUAUACCACGACCCAAGCCAAACCAUUCAUUAAUUUAUUAUUAUCGGUCAUUUUUUUAAUUUACAUCGGACAUUUGGCGAUGAAGAAAAGUCGGCAGGGUCGCCCUCAUUUACAAUGGUCUUCACCGACUUGAGACGCCAGUUGACGGGAUUCGUCACUGGAGGCCGACACAACUACACUCCACUCCCUGGAAAUGCCACACGCUCGCGAAUUCAGAAGCGCUUCGCUAACUGGGUCGACAAUAACAGAGUCGGAAUAAGAUUCAUGCUAUGCAUUCUUCUCUCAGUUAUUUUGAUAGCCUUCUCCACGAGUUUUAUGUCAUCCUUAUCAACGCAAGAGUGUCGUGGCUUCAUACAUGAUCGUCACUGUAAGAAGGAGAUUUCUCGCUCGUGGGGCCAGUAUUCAUCCUCAUUUUCGGUUCCUUCGAAAAUUCCGGCGUCUAUUCCUGGAGAAUGCGUAGUGUCUUUCGCACAGCUAUUAUCCCGCCACGGAGCUCGCGACCCCACAGCACAUAAAUCUUUAGCGUAUGCUGCUGUCAUAGAUCGCAUCCAGAAUGAUGUGAAGGAUUAUAGCGGGAACCUCAAGUUUAUCAAGGAUUACAAGUAUACUCUUGGUGCCGACCAACUGACGCUCUACGGUGAGCAACAGAUGGUGGAUUCUGGCGUCAAAUUUUAUGAGCGCUAUCGAAACCUGGCUGGUAUAUCUAUCCCUUUUAUACGUGCCUCGGGCCAAGAACGUGUUGUCGAGUCGGCACAGAAUUGGACACAGGGCUUCCAUCAGGCGCGAUCGGCAGACAGCGAUUACAACUUCCCGGAUCCAUAUCCUUAUAAUAUUCUAAUUAUCCCCGAAGAAGAUAAUUUCAACAACUCGCUCAGUCCCGAUCUUUGCCCCGCCUUUGAGAACACCCGGCACGAUAAUGAUGAUGAGCAGAGCGCAUGGAUCCAGACGUUCGUGCCGCCCCUCACCGAAAGACUGAAUCGACAGCUUCCAGGUGCGAAUUUGUCUGAUGAAGAGACGAUCUAUAUGAUGGAUUUGUGUCCCUUCAACACUGUCGCUAAUGCAAAGGGCAAGCUUUCGGAGUUCUGCAAUUUAUUCACCGUAGACGAGUGGCGUGAUUACGACUAUUAUCAAUCAUUGGGCAAAUGGUAUGGGUAUGGUAAUGGAAGUCCUCUGGGUCCGACUCAGGGAGUUGGCUUUGUUAAUGAGUUGAUUGCGAGACUCACCGGCCAGCCAGUUAUCGAUCAUACCACCACCAACUCAACGCUUGAUAGAUCGGAAUCCACAUUCCCUUUGCAUUAUGCUCUUUACGCUGACUUCAGCCAUGAUAACGACAUGAUGGAUAUCUUCAGCACACUAGGUUUAUAUAACUUAACAGAUGCACUACCUGGUGACCACCGAGUCAGUGCACAGGAAGCUAAGGGAUUCUCAGCCAGCUGGGUCGUCCCGUUUGCUGCAAGACUCUACGUGGAAAAGAUGGUUUGUUGGGGUUCUACAGAGGAGUUGGUGAGAAUCCUGGUCAAUGACCGAGUUGUACCGUUGCAGAAUUGCGAUGCCGAUGAGCUGGGCCGCUGUACGGUGAGCAAAUUCGUCGAAAGCCAAAGCUUUGCCAGGAAUGGUGGACAUUGGGAUCAGUGUUUUGUUUGAUAUCAUAGCCUCUCUUUUACUAAUACCCCUAAUAUCCUUAACGAAUCGAUGAGUCUAUGAAUAGAGGGUUGCAUUACAAGAUUUACAUCGUGGCUGUUCCUUAGUUGAUUGAUCCGAUGUGUAUAUCCGUGAUUCGCGAACGCAUUAUGGAGCCUGAUAAAGCACGUCAACUGCAGAAUCUUUAACAAGAAACAUACCUAGGUAUUCAGGCAUCCGAUUUCGCAAACAUAACCCCUUUUCAAAGCAUGACAACAAAAUAUUCUAAUAAUAACUAAAAUAUCUUGUCAUUGACGACGGAUAUGCCGUCAAUCUUCACAUGACCCGGAAGAUGUGAUAGAACAUUUGUAAUUCUUUCUGUUAUUGCAAGGCAGAUUUUCUG
Messenger RNA from Hypoxylon trugodes, 2102 nucleotides. RefSeq names its product phosphoglycerate mutase-like protein. The transcript is spliced from 2 exons. Gene Ontology annotation, molecular function: acid phosphatase activity. The record is from RefSeq and is a predicted model, not a curated record. Lineage: Eukaryota; Fungi; Ascomycota; Sordariomycetes; Xylariales; Hypoxylaceae. Bases 194 to 1723 code for a protein of 509 amino acids.